GAGGAAUAUCACAGGCACCGUCGAGCGCUGAGCUUGCACCUUCCGUCUUUGCACCUGUUGGUAGAGUGUUGCAAUAACUACUAAUAAUAUAUCUGACACUUUAGUUCAAGACUAUCAGCAUUGCAUUUAGCAGGAGUUUGUUCCCCGUCACGGGCUGGAGACUGGCGUGGCUUGUGGCUAAAACACGGCUCGGUCGUCGAAUACGAACGCUGGGCACUUUCUUAUGGAUCAUGGAACUGCAGAGCGGAUUUCCCCGCAUCCUGAAUGCUGGGCGAAGUCUUGGGAUGGAAGAUGCCGAUUCCCCCCUGUACGGUUGCUGAUUCUUUCAAAAUCUCAGCAGCUAGCACUGAAGCUAGACGUCGUUGCUGAAUGCACAGGGUCGAUGCCCUCAGCGUGUGCUACGAGGGGAUGUAUCUGGACGCUUUUUUCGAUGAGAAACUCGACCACCGCUCACCGAGCAGGGGUCGGGUCGCCUAGAGUUCCAGCACCCUACUACGUUCAGUCGAGCGUCGAUCGGAAUCCAACAAGACGGAACAGUUCGCGCGGAAGGUUUAGGGCCGAGGGAAAUUGCGCAAGCCGUGAACACGCUUACCAGUAUUGCUGGUGGGUGAAAAUUCGGUCUGUAACUCUGCAUUUUCUGAUGCAACUCAUGCAUCACCGCAUUACAUUAGCUUCGCGGUGGCCAUUGGUCGAGGCAGGUAAGCGAUCGCAUUGCGGUGUUCAGAUGUCUUCUAACCUUCUCGCAUAUGCCCUUCAGGUUUCUGCUGACGGGGAUGUUUGAGUGAUUUCGCGGGUGGGACGAACGUCAAGUAUCACUGUGGCGAAAGCACCCACCAAACUGCAACUGGUAUGGUGAAAUAUAUGAUUGAUUGAUGCAGGGGAGGAGGAGGUUCCUUGGGGAGGGCUUCGUCGGUUGCGUC
Messenger RNA from Eremomyces bilateralis CBS 781.70, 920 nucleotides. RefSeq lists its product as uncharacterized. Lineage: Eukaryota; Fungi; Ascomycota; Dothideomycetes; Eremomycetales; Eremomycetaceae. The record is from RefSeq and is a predicted model, not a curated record. The coding region runs from base 224 to 781 and encodes 185 amino acids. The transcript has a single exon.